AUGGAGAACCCGCCAACCUCGAAAGAGCUCCCCCCAGCUCCCCUCCUCUCUGAACCCCCGAAUAUUAGCAAAAUCAACCGCACCCGGACCACUCCGGUUGACCUGGAUACCAUGGACACUUCUGGACGGAGCAAUGGACGCUCGUCGAUCGACUCCACCUCCGACAGGCCAAAGUCACAGUCCGGGGAGGCGGCUGACACCGCCAGGGCUGGUCCCAGCGGGUUUUCGAAGCUACUCCGGAGGAAGAACAAGAAGAAGGAUAAGAAGCAACCCGAUGAACAGCCGACCGAUAGUGAUAGGGACAUUCCAGGUUCGCGUGACGGGGAAUAUGCUGCUUCUUUGUUCGCGAAUGAUAAUAAUCCCCCGCCUGAAAAUGAGGCUGGGUCCCUCUUGGCGGAUGAUUCUGAACUGGACCGGUCCCUGCAAAACUCCUCGAACAACGGCAUUGAUACCACGUCAUCGCCUUUGAUUCAAACAACCUCUGUCGAUGCCACUGAUACCGAGGGCGUACAAGCGGAUGUAGAAUCCGCCGUGAGUGGUCCCAGUGCUACUGCAUCCGAUUUCAACCCCGACGCAGAUCCGUCGAAAUCUACCACACAAAAUCCAUCGACUUUAGAGAUUCCAGAAAAUCGUGGUGGUGGGAAAAAGAGGGGUACAUCGCCUGGACGGCGAUUCAAGAAUGCGUUUAGCAGCUCUGCUCAGGACAAGAAGGAUACCGAAAGUGGUCGCGAACGUUCAUCUUCUGCUUCGAGUAAACGGAGCAUGACGCUCUUUGGAGGCAACGGCAGAAGAGGAAGCUUGUCCGCGAAGAGAGCACAAACAUCGCACGGUGUCAUCGCCGAGCCACCUCCACCACUCCCUCCUAUUCGUACGGAUCUUACAGAGGACAAGCCUGCCGAACUAUCGGAGCGCCCAAGAACACCGCCUCACACAGCGUUACCGGUGCCAGCACCGCAUACCACUGUGACACCACCCACGCCGUCAGAGCAUCGACUUGAGUUCCCCAAACUGAUUGAUUCUCCGGAAGUCACCAGCUCUCCCGAGUCGAUCAAGCCAGGCGAGGGCAUUGUCGUGAGUCCGUCAGGGAACAUGAUCUCUCACCGCCGGGUUCGCUCAGCGUCGUCCGCCCACCGGCCUAGCAAACUAUCGAAUUCCAUUUCCGUUAGCCCCACCAUCGAGGAAGCCAAAUCCGGUUCGAAGACUCCUUCUGCCGCCCAGCAGGCUGGUUUCUUCUCCUCAGUGUUCUCUGCAGCCCAAAAUGCAGCCUCUACGUUCAGCAGCAGCCUGAACACUCAACAAAGGGACCGCAAUUUAUCACAGCUGGACGGCACGGACGCUUCGCAGACUAAUGACGGAGUGGGGGAUGCAAGAGGGUCAGACAGUAACAAUAGCAACGGCGAAGAAAAGAAAUCACUUGCUAUCGAGACCCUCGGAUCUGGCGAUUUGGACUUUAGUCACUUGGAAGUCAAUGUACCUCCGGGUGGUUCAGUGUCAACUCCGGACGGGAUCGUCAUCACGAAACCGGAUUUACCACCAGAGAAGCGCAAGAACAUGGCUGUCUACCAACGUGAUGAGGAGGCAGCAAUGCUCGAAGGCAAGAACGCUGCUCAUGCUGUUCACAAGGCCUAUGAGAAGCCAUCUGACGUGUUUGUAGUUCCCCCUACUGAUGAGCCGCUGGAACUGGGGUCGACAACUUCUCUCCCCAAGGACUUUGGUGGUGACCAGCCCCCCCCAAGUGGCGAUAUCCUCGAUGCAGAUCUCGGCACUAGGUCUAGGCGAAGUCCCAGCUUGCGUGGCCGUCUGAUCGGGCGGCACCGCGGUUCAUCUGCGGCCACCACAUCAACCGCCGUUGGCGCGCUUGCCGGUGCCGGUGCUGUCGCUUUGACUGCUCCAGCUGCUACCCCGAAUGCUCCGCGAUCAACUGGGUUCGCCGUUGCUGGCAAGAAGCGUAACAGGGACUUUCAUCAGCUGUUCAGAAGCGUCCCCGAAGAUGAUUACCUGAUUGAGGAUUACAGCUGUGCGCUGCAGCGAGAGAUCAUUCUUGCUGGUCGUAUCUACGUUUCCGAAGGUCAUAUUUGCUUUUCCAGUAACAUUCUCGGAUGGGUCACCACCCUCGUGAUCAGCUUCGAUGAAGUGGUAGCAAUAGAAAAAGAGUCCACGGCAAUGGUCUUCCCUAAUGCGAUAGCGAUUCAGACCCUGCAUGCACGUCAUACUUUCCGCAGUUUGCUUAGUCGAGAGUCAACCUAUGAUCUGAUGGUCAACAUAUGGAAGAUCAACCACCCGGCUUUGAAGAGUUCCAUCAAUGGGACUCGUGUUUCUCAUGGUACUGGCGACAAGACUGAGAAGGCCGGGGAAAGUGAUGUGGACAGCGAUGAGGACGAUGAGGAAGAUGAAAUCUACGAUGAGGACGAAGACGGUGACACGGCAGAUAGUUUUGUUGAAGCUGGAAGUGCCAAUGGAAGUGAGCCAGCAAAUCCAAGAAAGGCACUGAGCCGUCAAGCCUCUGGUAACCUUCCCAAAGCUAGCACCAACGGACCUGAUGCUGGUGAUAACGGUAACGCGGCCUCUGGGGAUAUGGAUUUUCCGGGGCCUGCUACACAUGCGCCAACCGAAUAUACUGACCCGAAUGGCCAGUAUGAUAAAGUCGUCAAGGAUGAAGUUAUUCCUGCUCCUUUGGGUAAGGUCUAUUCUCUGGUUUUCGGGCCAGCGUCCGGUGCUUUCGUCCCCAAGUUCCUUGUCGACAACCAGAAGUCGGGAGAGCUGCAGUUCUCGAGCGAGAAGCAAGGUCUUACCAAUGACAGUCGGAAUCGAGAAUACUCUUACAUCAAGCCAUUGAACGGUUCGAUCGGUCCUAAGCAGACAAAAUGUAUCAGUACCGAGUAUUUGGAUUUUCUGGAUUUGGAGAAGGCAGUUCUCGUUACCUUGACCACCCAGACCCCUGAUGUACCCAGUGGAAAUGUGUUCAGUGUGAAGACGAAAUACCUGUUCACAUGGGCGGCGGGGAACCAAACGCGAUUUCUCAUGACCUGUACGAUUGAGUGGACGGGAAAGAGUUGGCUGAAGGGCCCAAUCGAAAAGGGUGCUAUCGAUGGUCAAGGCGGGUUCGGAAACGAUUUGAUCCAGGCUAUCAAAGGUGCGAUUGCUCCUCGUGCUCGCCCGGGUACGGCCAAGCCUGGUAAAGGAAAGGGCAAGCGCAAGAAGGGAGAUGCCGCUAGUCAAGAAGCGGCCCCUGCUGUCGCGGCGACUGAUACUACCGCGAGCAAAGCCGAGUCCUGGGGUAUGUUGGAACCACUUCAAGGAAUACUCGAGCCUGUUCUGGAUAUUGUGAAGCCCUUGGUGAGUGGGAAUGUUGCCAUUAUGAUCAUCGGCAUUCUUCUUUUCCUCAUCUUUUUCCGAACACCCUCUCGGCCGCCCGUGAUGUCGUCGCAUGACAUAGGAUGUCCGGGAUACACCCUUCCUCAGCGCCUCGCUGCUUACGAGGAGAUGUGGCGGAGGGAGGAGAGUGAGCUCUGGGGCUGGUUGGAGGACCGAGUUGGUCUUGAUGGAGCACUCUUCCCAACGGUCAGACCAUCUGUCUCGCCAUUGAGGCAGAAAGCUCAACAACUUCGGGCUGAACGAGAACUAUCGGCAAAGAUGGGCGAUGACAAGAUGACUGACCGGGAGAUGGAUGCUGCCAUACGGACCACGCGCGAGAGACUCGAUGCUCUCGAAGAGAUUUUGAAUAAGCGCAAAUCGCAUUCGAUUGUUGAAGAAGUGCAAUCGCGCCAUGAGCUGUAG
Aspergillus ruber CBS 135680 is the source of this 3777-nucleotide messenger RNA. RefSeq names its product GRAM and VASt domain-containing protein. Lineage: Eukaryota; Fungi; Ascomycota; Eurotiomycetes; Eurotiales; Aspergillaceae. The transcript has 2 exons. The record is from RefSeq and is a predicted model, not a curated record. Gene Ontology annotation, molecular function: sterol transfer activity; sterol binding. Gene Ontology annotation, cellular component: plasma membrane; cortical endoplasmic reticulum; endoplasmic reticulum-plasma membrane contact site. Gene Ontology annotation, biological process: intracellular sterol transport. Bases 1 to 3777 code for a protein of 1258 amino acids.